Molecule: messenger RNA, 1848 nt
Organism: Sceloporus undulatus (fence lizard)
Lineage: Eukaryota; Metazoa; Chordata; Lepidosauria; Squamata; Phrynosomatidae
Product: ER degradation-enhancing alpha-mannosidase-like protein 2
Biological process (GO): mannose trimming involved in glycoprotein ERAD pathway; endoplasmic reticulum mannose trimming; carbohydrate metabolic process
Cellular component (GO): membrane; endoplasmic reticulum
Molecular function (GO): calcium ion binding; mannosyl-oligosaccharide 1,2-alpha-mannosidase activity
Source: RefSeq, a predicted model, not a curated record
GGGGAGGGGGCGUGGCAGGGCGGAUGGCUGCGCGCGGAAGGCCGUUGGGGAGGCCUAGCUGCCUUUUAGAUGCGGCGCUCAGGCUCCCUACUGGGCUGGCUCUGGCUGUGGGUGCUGCAUCUUCCCGGGCAGUUGCCCCCUGGGGCUGGGAAGGAGGUCGACGUCGCCCAUUACAGAGAACGAGUCAAGUCGAUGUUUUAUCAUGCUUAUGAUAACUACCUAGAAAAUGCCUUCCCGUAUGAUGAACUGCGACCACUGACAUGUGAUGGCCAGGACACUUGGGGAAGUUUUUCUCUUACACUGAUUGAUGCACUGGAUACCCUACUAAUUUUAGGUAAUAUCUCUGAUUCCAGAGAGUUGUCAGUGUGCUGCAGGAGGGCGUUGAACUUUGAUAUUGAUGUAAACGCUUCUGUCUUUGAACAAAUUCAGAGGGUGGUUGGUGGCCUCCUGUCUGCGCAUUUGUUGUCUAAGAAAGCUGGUGUUGAAGUGGAAGCCGGAUGGCCAUGCUCUGGUCCCCUCUUGGAAUGGCAGGGUGUAGCCGAAAAACUUUUACCAGCCUUCCAGACACCAACUGGAAUGCCAUAUGGGACAGUGAACUUACUACAUGGAGUAAACCCUGGAGAGACACCAAUUACUUGUACUGCUGGUGUCGGUACAUUUAUACUGGAAUUUGCGUCAUUAAGUCAUCUCACAGGUGACCCAAUAUUUGAACAUGUUGCCAGAAAAGCUCUUAAGACCCUUUGGAAAAACCGGUCAGAUAUUGGCUUGGUGGGCAAUCAUGUUGAUGUAGUAACUGCCAAAUGGGUAGCCCAAGAUGCUGGGAUUGGAGCAGGAGUGGAUUCUUAUUUUGAAUAUCUUGUUAAAGGAGCCAUCCUUUUGCAAGAUGAAGAACUCAUGUCCAUGUUCUUAGACUAUAACAGAGCUAUAAAGAACUAUACAAAAUUUGAUGAUUGGUACCUCUGGGUCCAAAUGUACAAAGGGACUGUCUCAAUGCCAGUUUUUCAGUCCCUUGAAGCCUACUGGCCUGGAUUACAGAGCCUCAUUGGAGACAUAGAUAGUGCAAUGCGAACAUUCCUCAAUUAUUACACGGUUUGGAAGCAGUUUGGUGGGCUGCCUGAGUUCUACAAUAUUCCUCAGGGCUAUACAGUGGAAAAGCGUGAAGGAUACCCACUGAGACCUGAACUAAUAGAGAGUGCUAUGUAUCUCUAUCGAGCUACACGGGAUCCCACCCUUUUGGAGCUGGGCAGAGAUGUUGUAGAGGCAAUAGAAAAAAUCUGCAAGGUUGAGUGCGGCUUUGCAACAAUCAAAGACCUGAGAGAUCACAGACUAGAUAAUCGCAUGGAAUCCUUCUUCCUGGCUGAAACAGUGAAAUACCUAUAUCUGCUGUUUGACCCUGACAACUUCAUUCAUAACAAUGGCUCAUCUUUUGACGUCACACUGACACCGUAUGGGGAGUGUAUUCUUGAUGCUGGUGGAUACAUUUUCAAUACUGAAGCCCACCCGAUAGACCCUGCUGCCCUGCACUGUUGCAGGAAACAAAAGGAAGAGCAGUGGGAAGUGGAGGAUUUAAUGCGGGAGUUCUAUUCUCUCAAAAGAAGCAAGAAGUUCUCUUUUGCAAGAACCUCUGAUCAAAGGGAAGAGGGCAGGCAAAAGCAUUCUGCAGAUACUUCCUCAGAAAACUGCAAGGGACAAAUAAAACAGAAAGAAAAAAGAAGAACAAUACUAAGCUGUCCCAGUCAACCCUUCAACUCAAAACUGGCUGUUCUGGGUCAGGUUUUCCUGGACAAUACAUGAUUCCUCUGCUCUGAUCCAGAGUUGCUGAAUUAAUAAACAUCUAUUUUAUUUGCA